This is a messenger RNA of Penicillium cataractarum, 789 nucleotides long. RefSeq names its product signal peptidase complex subunit SPC3. Gene Ontology annotation, cellular component: membrane; signal peptidase complex. The record is from RefSeq and is a predicted model, not a curated record. Gene Ontology annotation, biological process: protein targeting to ER. NCBI's taxonomy places the organism in Eukaryota, Fungi, Ascomycota, Eurotiomycetes, Eurotiales, Aspergillaceae. Bases 1 to 789 code for a protein of 262 amino acids. The transcript has 2 exons.
AUGCAUUCAUCCCUUAAUCGUCUACAAGCCGUCUUCGGCUUCUUCACCACCGUCGCUUUGGUGGUGGCCGGAUUCGCCGCGCUCUCGGUGCUCCUGUUUCCCACGGAUACAACGACGGCGUCGGUGCAGCUGAAGAAUGUCCAGGUCGUCAAAGGCCGACCACAUUACUACUCCACCAAACGUGAAGAAUACGCCCAAAUCCGCUUCGACCUCGACGCAGACCUCUCCCCCCUCUUCAACUGGAAUACAAAACAAGUUUUCGUCUACGUCUACGCCACCUACUCCUCCUCCGACAACGCAAACACGCAAACCCGUGCCUCCGAAGCUAUAAUCUGGGACUCUAUCAUCCCCGCCUCCCCAUCGCCGUAUUCCUGGGAUAUUCUGAAGGAAAAAGCUACCGCGUUGAUUCCUUCCUCUAUCACUUCUGCUUUGACCAAGUCCUCCAACGCUAAGCGCGCUGCCAGGACCAAGACCAAGACCAAGACCAAGACUAGCGCUGCAAAGAAUAAGAAGACGGCUGAGCCUGAGACGCCGGGUGUCCUGCGGUUGCGGGGGCAGAAGGGGAAGUAUCAGAUUAGUGAUAUUACGGGACGAUUGGCGGAGAGGUCGAAUGUGACGUUGUCGGUGGGUUGGAAUGUGCAGCCGUGGGUUGGGGCGUUGUGGUGGGCUCCUGCGACGGGGGCGGUGCCUAGGACGGAGGGUCAGAUUGUGAGUAGUGAGAGCUUUGAUUUCCCCACUUUGAAGGGGAAGAAGGUUGAGGGGCAGACGGGGCAGGCGAGUGCGCAGUAA